AUGGCUCUCCCACAGACCUACAAGGCCUUCCGCCACAGCAAGGGCAACACACCCACAACACUUGAAAUGGUCACAGAAGAGCUUCCAUCUUCGUUGAAACCAACUGAAGUACUCAUUCGCAUUCAUGCUGUAUCUCUGAACUACAGAGAUGCAGCAAUUAUGCACGGAAAAUACCCAGCUGGGGUGACCGAGCAAGGUAUCCCCACUUCUGAUUGCGCCGCUGAGGUUAUCAAAAUUGGAUCUGAGGUUGAUGAUUUCCAAAUUGGAGAUCGAGUGGCCCCUAUCUUUGAUUUGAACAACAUCGAUGGCACGGAAGAGGAGAAAGUGAUACUGGGUGGUGAUGUCGAUGGAGUAUUGCGCGAAUAUGCAGUGUUCGAUCGCAAUGUCUUGUUCCAUCUGCCUAAGCACCUUUCCUGGGAAGAGGCUGCGUGUAUCACUUGUGCAGGAACGACAGCAUGGAAUGCGUUGGACAUGCCCCGAUCAAAAGGCACCGCUCUUCUCCAAGGUACUGGUGGCGUUAGCAUGUUCAGUCUCCUGAUCUGCGUGGGCGCUGGCAUCCGCCCGAUCAUCACCUCGUCCUCCGAUCGAAAACUGGACCAAGCAAAGGCAAUCGCAGGUACCGACGCAGUUGAUACUAUCAACUACCGAGACCAUCCAGAAUGGGAAGAGGAAGCACGAAGUCUUACCAACGGACGAGGUGUGAAUGUUGUUGUUGACAACGUCGGGCCUUCUUCGAUCGCCCAGAGUCUCUCCUCUCUCGCUAGAAGAGGAACUGUGUCUUUGGUUGGAUUCCUGGGAGGAUUUGAUACGGAACAAUUCCCUGACACGGUCAUCCCGACUUUGAUGAAGAGCGCUACCAUUAGAGGGAUCAAUGUUGGCUCCAAGGCUGACCACCAAAGCGUGUGCGACUUCCUUUCAGAGAAGAACAUCAGUUUGAAGCCUAUUCUGGACACCAAGGCAUUUUCUUUCGAGGAUGCGCCGGCGGCAUUUGAUCACCUUUGGGAUGCGAAGCACAUGGGCAAAGUUGUAAUCAAAUUUUGA
This is a messenger RNA of Penicillium antarcticum, 1041 nucleotides long. RefSeq names its product zinc-dependent alcohol dehydrogenase family protein. Gene Ontology annotation, molecular function: oxidoreductase activity. The transcript is spliced from 4 exons. Bases 1 to 1041 code for a protein of 346 amino acids. The record is from RefSeq and is a predicted model, not a curated record. NCBI's taxonomy places the organism in Eukaryota, Fungi, Ascomycota, Eurotiomycetes, Eurotiales, Aspergillaceae.